This is a messenger RNA of Exophiala mesophila, 1771 nucleotides long. RefSeq lists its product as uncharacterized. The record is from RefSeq and is a predicted model, not a curated record. The coding region runs from base 88 to 1509 and encodes 473 amino acids. Gene Ontology annotation, biological process: DNA repair; mRNA splicing, via spliceosome; protein ubiquitination. Gene Ontology annotation, cellular component: Prp19 complex; U2-type catalytic step 1 spliceosome; cytoplasm. Gene Ontology annotation, molecular function: ubiquitin protein ligase activity; protein binding. NCBI's taxonomy places the organism in Eukaryota, Fungi, Ascomycota, Eurotiomycetes, Chaetothyriales, Herpotrichiellaceae. The transcript is spliced from 4 exons.
CUACAAGCCGGCUCAAAAAUCUCAAAAGCGCUGGUCAAAGAUCAACAUCAAUCCUUGUAUCUUGUUUUGGCAGCACGCGUUGACACCAUGUUGUGCGCAAUUUCGGGAGAACCUCCCAAAGAGCCCGUAGCGUCGCGCAAAAGUGGAAAUGUAUACGAAAAACGCCUCAUCGAAGCAUACGUCACCGAAAAUGGAACCGAACCCACCACUGGCGAGGCCCUCUCCAUCGAAGAUCUUGUCAACCUCAAAUCUCCCGCAACCGUCCGCCCUCGACCCCCGACAUUAACCUCGAUACCUGCUUUACUCAGCGUCUUUCAAGAAGAAUGGGACUCUCUAGCUCUCCAAACAUACACCUUACAGCAAAACCUCAACCAGACGCGACAAGAACUCAGCACAGCUCUCUACCAAAAUGAUGCUGCACAACGUGUCAUUGCACGACUGCUCAGAGAACGCGACGACGCAAGACAGGCCCUGGCAAGGAUCGAUGUUGGACGCGCGAGCACCAAUGGGGAUGCCAUGCAGGUGGACAGCGCACCUCUCCCAGAGGCGAUUCAGCAAACCAUUGACAAUACCCAACAAAGUUUGAUGAAGACUCGACGGAAACGACCAGUCCCUGAAGACUGGGCAACCCCCGAAGCUAUCUCCUCGUAUGCUCCAAAAUCGAGCUCGGAGCCACUAUAUCCCGGCGGCAAAAUCUUCGCUGUACACGAAUCAGGGGACGCUGCGUUGGUUAGUGGCAGUGACGGAUCUGCUAGCAUUUAUUCUCUGUCUCAGAACAAGCCUCUGCUGUCUUUAUCGACUGGUUCAGGUACGGCAACAGCGGGGACAUGGGCCGGGAAGAAAGCUGUGCUCGCUACGUCAUCAGGAGCGGUUGUGGUGUUUGAGGAUAAUCAACAGGUUGCUUCGUUUGCCGUGCACGCGGGCAGUGUCAAUGCUGUUGCGACCCAUCCGAGCGGCAGCAUUCUCGCAUCGGUUGGCGAAGACAAGACAUACAUUCUCUACGAUCUGGAGUCGAACAAAGUCCUCACUCAAAUCCAAAGUGACUCAGGUCUCACCUCGGCUCAAUUCCACCCAGACGGCCAUUUACUCGCAGCAGGUGGAAAUGACGGUCAAAUAAAGAUCUUUGAGGUCAAAUCCGGUGCGCAGGCUGCCACCUUCAACUUGGGUGGCCCCGUCAAAGCAGUCGUGUUUUCUGAGAACGGAACAUGGCUUGCCGGUGUCGCACAAGGGUCCUCAUCAAUAUCCAUCUGGGAUCUGAGGAAGUCGGCAGAGAUCAAGACCCUGGAAACAGGUAGCGCCAUCAACUCGAUUAGUUGGGAUUACACUGGCCAAUUCUUGGCCGCUGCCGGUGCAGGAGGUAUCACGGUGGAAGCCUAUUCCAAGGCAGCCAAGGAAUGGUCAGGAAUCCUCAGCAGUGCCGUACCCUCAACACGAGUGGCAUGGGGCAAGCAAGCUCAGAGUCUGAUCGCUGUGGACGAUAGCGGAAAGGUGGUCACGUGGAGCGGGUGAAGCUGGGACAUAGGAUGCAAUUACCUAACAAAAGAUCCUGUACAAUAGAAAGGGUUGAAAGAGCCCAAGAUUGCAAGGACGGGAUCGGGAUCUGUGAACUGAAAAAGUCUUGUAUACUGUACAUGCAUGAGACAAGGGGGUGGUGUUAGAGGUAGGACCAUAUGCAGGUCGGUUGUGUUCUGUACUGAAUGGGAUGUGAAGAAGACACAUGCAGAUUGGUAAAGCCAUUGGCAUUGUCAUGACAGUAAAAAGAGACCGUGAG